Messenger RNA from Daphnia pulex (common water flea), 2609 nucleotides. RefSeq names its product UDP-GlcNAc:betaGal beta-1,3-N-acetylglucosaminyltransferase-like protein 1. The coding region runs from base 335 to 1396 and encodes 353 amino acids. Lineage: Eukaryota; Metazoa; Arthropoda; Branchiopoda; Diplostraca; Daphniidae. The record is from RefSeq and is a predicted model, not a curated record. The transcript has 10 exons.
GUCGUAGCAUAAUGGUUAGCGUGUUCGGCUAGCAAUAAAAAGGUUAAGAGUUCGAAUCUACCUAACGGCAAUUUCUCAAUGGAAUGGAAUAACCUUCUAAUCGGUUUGACUUGACCUGUUUGAGAUAGAUAAUGGGUCCUACUCCACCCUGGAUACACGGGUUGUGAAUCGCAGGACUAAAUCAAGGACUACAUUUUGCUUGCUCUGCUCUCCUUCUAAAAAACACUUGUUGCAGCUUGUUGUCAAGACAAUUCCGCGCAUACUUCAGCAUUGCGCGGAGUGGCGACAUUGUUUACAUGCCGUACGAACCUUAAGAGUCGAAUUCAGAAGUCUGAUGGAGCCAACUAAUGAUCAAUAUGAUAUUGCAAUUAUUUUACCAGUUUACAACGCAAGCAGCUGGCUUCCAGAUUGUUUCCGUUCAAUAGCAUGUCAAGUCAAAAACAAACUGAAAGUUGAACUCAGUGUUUUUGAUGAUGGAUCAACAGAUGACAGCUUAGAUGUAAUAGAAAAGUGGCAGCCAGUACUAGAAGCUGAAGGUUUCAAAGUUUUGGUUGGCGGCCACAAAGAACCAGCACCUAAAGGAGUUGGUUUUGCUAAAAAUCAGAGUAUCAAACAGAGCACAGGGAAAUUUCUUUGCUUCCAAGAUAGUGAUGACAUGAUGAAGCCUGAAAGGUUGAAUCUUCAAUAUAAUGCCAAUUUGGAGCAGCCAGAUUCUAUAAUAGGUAGUAAAUUUGAACGCGAUCCACCGGAAUCCACCGUAAGAUACACUCAUUGGGCCAACAGUCUAACACCAGAGCAACUUAAUUAUCAAGUACUCACUUCUCAUGGACCCACAGUUAUCAUGCCUACAUGGUUCUGUUCACGAGAAAUUUUCAACAGGGUCGGGGGGUUUGACGAGAAAGGAAAGGGAACGCCAGAAGAUUUAAUCUUCUUUUAUCGACAUCUAGAUUUGAAAGGACGGAUAUACCGAGUUGACGAAGUACUUUUAGUUUACCGCUACCAUCCAGACCAGACCACCUUCUCUAUCGAUGAGAAAGUUAUCUGGGAUUUGCGUUUGAAGCGUCUAGAACGGCAGUACUUGGAAAAGUGGACUAAUGGCUUCACAAUUUGGAACGCCGGGAAACAAGGGCGUCGAUUAUACCGUUCCUUGCAAGAGCAAUAUCGAACGAGAGUUGUGAGCUUCUGCGAUGUUGAUGUGAGAAAGAUUCAACAAGGAAAUUACAUCUAUGAAAAUUCGGAAUUGCGCCCGAAACCCAAAGUACCCAUUGUGCAUUUCACCAACGCUAAACCACCGUUCGUUAUAUGUGUGAAAAUGGACCUGACGAAAGGAGAGUUUGAAAAAAAUUUGCAUUCACUCAAUUUGAUUGAAAAUGUCGACUAUGUCAUGUUCAGUUAAGGGAAAAUUAGACGAGGCUCAAUCAUCUGACUCCUAAUAAAAAUUUCGUACUCCACCACGGGUUCUUCCCCAUCACAUUCUUCCUCGUCUUCCUCAACUAUCUCGAACUUGCCUCUGCUGUGAAGUUUGGGUUUAGGAUCUGCAAAUUCAUUGGACUGUGUAAUAACAUUUGAAUAACUUUAAAGAGAGAAGAUUAAAUGUUUUGUACCCAGCAGCUCAACCGUAAUUUCGGAAGCAAGAGACAUGUAUGUUAUUCGCCCCUGCAUGUAGUCUGAUACUUCGGGAUUAUAAUUUUCAGAUAAUUCCAGCACCUUAAAAAGAUCAUCAAAGCUAUUAAUAGGUCUGGCAUUCGCAUGGCCCACUUUAGACUCAGCAUCUUCUCCAGAGUCUGCGUCGAAAUGAAAAUGCUGGCGUUCCUUGGGUGCAGGUGGAACAUACUCCGGUAGACUUUCAAAAGGCUGAAGAAGACUGAUAUCCACUUCUUUAGACGGAGACUUGUGGUGGCUUUUCCUUCGUCUUCGUCGGCGCUUGCGUUUGGCACCUUCCUCUUCUGAUGGCUCCUUACUUGUUAAGUCCAAUUCUGUUGUAGCUUCAUGUACUUUUGACUCAGUUUCUAUUUCAGGGGAAAUCACUUUCACAGCUUGCUUCACCACAGACUGUUGCUCCAAAACUGUUGCUUCUUCAGGAGUAGGUUCAUAAGUAUCUUGUUUAACUUUUUUCUGUUUCUUGUUGACCACUGGUUCUUCAGUCAAAGGUUCAGUAAGCAAUAGAUUACCAAGAUUUUCACAUUCAAGAACCUUAUCCUCUUUCGAUUUCUUUUUUUUCUUUGGUUUUGAAGGUGACGAAUUUGCAGCUUCUUCCACUGCUGGUUCAAUAUUCUGCUGGCUAUCUAGAGAAUUUACCUUCCUUUUCUUCGGUUCCCUCAUACUUACCCUAAAAAUUACAAUUUUUGUAAUACUGAAACCAUGUAAAUUAAGUUACUUUUUGUCAAACUAGUUACCUGAGCAAAUCCCUGUCUUGCAGUAUACGCGCCGUUUCUCUGCAAUACAACUGAGCAUCAUCGAGCCACAAUUUAUGGCAACUGACUGAAUAUUUGUUGUCAAUGUAAUCAAUGACAUCUUGAAUCGUAUUGAUUACAGAUAAAUCAAUAAAAAGCCAAAAUUUCUCGUUGUCGGGAAACUCAAGACGGACACGUAAGCUCGCCAUUAGAUAU